This is a messenger RNA of Rhododendron vialii, 1570 nucleotides long. RefSeq names its product probable LRR receptor-like serine/threonine-protein kinase At1g29720. The coding region runs from base 16 to 1377 and encodes 453 amino acids. Gene Ontology annotation, molecular function: protein kinase activity; ATP binding. NCBI's taxonomy places the organism in Eukaryota, Viridiplantae, Streptophyta, Magnoliopsida, Ericales, Ericaceae. Gene Ontology annotation, biological process: protein phosphorylation. The record is from RefSeq and is a predicted model, not a curated record. The transcript is spliced from 6 exons.
UUGCUACAGUGAAGUAUGUGUACGUGUGUGCGUAAAUAUAUUACAUCUGUUGCAACAAAAGACAAUACGUACGGAACCUUAUGUCAAGUUGGUAUUGGUUGCAGCUGUUGGAAGAUUAGAACAACAUAUAUUUUCACUUGUUCAAUCUUUUCUGCAACCAAACUGAGCAUCACUAUUUUUCCCUUUGCAUUGUGGAUCUUAUUCUUUUUUUUUGGAAUAUCACCAAAAUACUUCUGGAAAAUCAAAUUUAGUGCAUUGAUGAUGCAGUUAAAUUACUCAACUUCUUUUUCUGCAAAUCUAAGAGGAUUGGAUUUGCAAACUGGUUUAUUUACCUACAGACAAAUUAAAGCGGCAACUAAUGACUUUGAUAUCGACAACAAAAUUGGGGAAGGUGGUUUUGGAUCUGUCUAUAAGGGUAUAUUAUUAGAUGGUAGUGUUAUUGCAGUUAAGCAGCUUUCUUCCAAAUCAAUGCAAGGAAAUCGUGAAUUUGUUAACGAGAUUGGCAUGAUCUCUGGUUUACAGCAUCCAAACCUUGUAAGAUUGUAUGGAUGUUGUGUUGAAAGGAAUCAGCUUCUGCUAGUGUAUGAAUACAUGGAAAAUAACAGUCUUGCCCGGGCUUUGUUUGGGGAAUGCCCGUUGAAUUUGGACUGGCCUACCAGGCUAAGGAUUUGUAUUGGCAUAGCAAGAGGUUUGGCAUUUCUUCAUGAGGAAUCAAGACUGAAAAUUGUUCACAGGGACAUCAAGGCUACCAAUGUACUACUUGAUGGGGACCUUAACCCUAAGAUCUCUGACUUUGGUUUGGCUAAGCUUUCCGAAGAUGACAAGACCCAUAUUAGCACCAGGAUUGCUGGAACAAUAGGGUACAUGGCACCGGAAUAUGCGUUGUGGGGUUAUUUAACCAACAAAGCAGAUGUUUACAGCUUUGGGGUUGUUGCAUUGGAAAUUGUUGCAGGGAGGGACAAUAUGAAAUAUCGUCCUAAUGAAAAUUAUGUUUGCCUACUUGAUUGGGCACUUGUUUUACGACAACAAGGACGUUUGAUGGAUCUGGUGGAUCCCAAGCUGGGUUCCGAUUUCAACAAGGAAGAGGCAAUGAGAAUGACCAAGGUGGCAUUGGUAUGCACUAAUCCGUCUCCGGCACUUAGGCCUACCAUGUCUGCUGUGGUAAGCAUGCUUGAAGGUGAACUCGGGAUUGAAGAACUAGUCAAUGAUCCGCGCAUCUAUGGCGAUGACUUCCGGUUCGUAGCCCUCAGAGACAAGUAUGAUGAGCUGCUACGCCAGACUUCAACCGAAGCUGAGACCCCGAUGUAUCACACGGCAACUAGUUCUUCCUCUGCAUCUACCCAGGAUCUUUAUCCGAGGAAUCUUUAUUCUCUGUAACGUUUCCAGCCAGUACAGGGACGUAUGAGAAACAUAAUAUGGUUAAGGUAGUACUAAUAGCCUUUUCACUUGUACAAGCGAUGUAAAUGAUCAAAACAUGCGUAUUCCCGAAUCCAAUCCAUGUUCGUAAAAGAUCGGAAUGGUUUUUCAAAUGGUGCAAUAACUGUGUUACAUAUGAAGUCUUCAUGUUCAA